Messenger RNA from Exserohilum turcica Et28A, 537 nucleotides. RefSeq lists its product as uncharacterized. The transcript has 2 exons. The coding region runs from base 1 to 537 and encodes 178 amino acids. NCBI's taxonomy places the organism in Eukaryota, Fungi, Ascomycota, Dothideomycetes, Pleosporales, Pleosporaceae. The record is from RefSeq and is a predicted model, not a curated record.
AUGGACGGCAUAGAGGCCAUGGGUGCACGCCGAGCCAUGUCGCUCAUGUUCACCGUGCCCGAGCGUUUCAUCGGCUUUGCACACAUGGACCAGAAGACCUUUUUCGAUCUGUCCGACUGGAUUCUGGCCAACGUCGCAUCGCAAAUCACGCCCCAGAUCAGUGUCGAGGAGUCCCUGUUUGUCUUCCUGGACAUUGUCGCGCAAGGAAACAGCUUCAGCCAUGUGGCGUAUGGAUGGGAUCACGACCUCGAGCUGACACACGGUAUCUUCCUCAACGUCCUCAAUGCCCUCACUGUGCUGCGCGCCAGCCGGGAGAUUGCCGACACAUGCCCACCUUUCACACAAGCCCGCAAGCGCUGGGAAGUCACCCGACGAUGGAACCAGAAGCGAUCAAGACCGAACCCCGGCGGCAUAGUCCGCAUCGGCUACGAUGAAAUGUCCCGCGACGGCCUCGAAGUCGACCAGGAGUGCCUCAAGGAAGCCCUCAUGGCCCUCAACAACUUCAUCCACGAGAAUGCCGACCAUGACGAAUCCUGA